Lecanosticta acicola is the source of this 1053-nucleotide messenger RNA. The record is from the annotation of a GenBank genome assembly. Lineage: Eukaryota; Fungi; Ascomycota; Dothideomycetes; Mycosphaerellales; Mycosphaerellaceae.
AUGGCUGUCCUGCGGCAGAAGAACGGCAACGAUCUCGCAUUCGAUCGGCUGGCAUCAAAGAAGUAUUCCAAUGCUCUCCAGCUGACCCAGCGAGCGCUUCAAAAUUCAAAGUCGGCCAGGUCGGAUGAGGCUCUCGCCACAGUUCUCCUACUCGGCAUCCAUGAGCUCGUGAUAAUGGACAGGCCGCGCUGUGAAAGCAGCCGCAUCUCUGUUCAUCUCAUUGGAGCCAUUAAACUUCUGCAGCUGCGAGGUGUUGAGCAAAUGAAUUACGCUUGGGGGAGAAUGAUGGUCUUGAGAACUUUCACUGAGAUCAUGACCAGUUGUCUCUAUCAUCGGUGGCCUGUGCCAGCGAGUAUCAUGGAUUUCCAGAGAUCGAUUCGGCAUACCAUGCAUCCGGAAGAAAUGGCAGUGGCCAAUCUGAUGGAAAUAGCGGCGAGGCUGUGCAAUGUGUUGUAUCGACCAGUAGUGGAUAAGACGUCCGAGAUGUUGGAAGCUCUGGUCGCUAUCGAUGAGGACCUGGACGGCUGGGCUCAGAAAUCAGUAACACCUCGACUUAGCUUUGAGAGGGUACCGAUCGAGAAUCCAGACAAGAGCUUCCUCACUUACUGGGACUCUUACUCGAAUCACAUUUCCGGCUUGGUCUGGAACACAUACCGAUGCAUGCUGAUUCUUUUAAAUGAGAGAUUGCUUAGCAUGUCACAAGACUGGGCCGCGGGUUUGGAGGCCAAAAACCAGGCAUAUUACGCCCAAAGGGCACCUUCUCGAAUCGCAGAGCUGUGUGAAGGCAUCUGUCGUAGUGUUCCCUUCUUUCUGGGAGAAGAGGGCUCUACGCACGCGUGGCUCGAAGAAUCGCAAGAACCCCCGACAAUGUAUGGGGGCAUGGCGAUGUUGAUUCCACUUUGUGUUGCUGCGGACUGCAAACAAGUGUCGCCACCUGUGCAUUCGUGGCUUGUCCACCAAAUUUCUCGGUUGGCCAGAGACACGAGAAUAGCGGGUGCGCAGGCGUUCUUAAAACGCCUCCGAGAUGAGUCCUCCCAGGGUGUGGGUCCAUGA